Aspergillus heteromorphus CBS 117.55 is the source of this 955-nucleotide messenger RNA. Its product is annotated as putative molecular chaperone. The coding region runs from base 13 to 660 and encodes 215 amino acids. The record is from RefSeq and is a predicted model, not a curated record. The transcript has 3 exons. Lineage: Eukaryota; Fungi; Ascomycota; Eurotiomycetes; Eurotiales; Aspergillaceae.
CCGACGCUCAUCAUGGCAUCCGAGGAUCAAGACUCGCUGGAUGCGCUGGACGCGCUGGAGAGAGAAGCCUCCGACUUCACCAAGGAUGCAGAAAUUGACCGCAUUCGGAAUGCGUUCUCCCUAGACGCAUACGCGGUCCUCGAUCUACAACCCGGCGUCCCCGAAUCGGACAUCAAAGUCCAAUACCGCAAAAAGUCUCUCCUGAUCCACCCGGACAAGACGAAGAACCCCUUGGCUCCCGAUGCCUUCGAUCGCCUCAAGAAAGCACACACGUCGCUGAUGGACGAGAAGGCGCGCACGUACCUGGACGAGUGCAUCGCGGAUGCGCGACGGCUGCUGAUCCGCGAGCACAAGUACACGGUUGACUCGCCGGAGCUUCAGACGGACGAGUUCAAGAAGGAGUGGCGCAAGAAGACGGUCCACGUGCUCCUGGACGAGGAGGCGCGGCGGCGGAGACAGGCCAAGGCCCGGCUCCAGGAGGAAGGGCGCGAGCGGCGCAAGGAGGAGGAAGAGCUGGAGGCGCGCAAGCGGAAGCGGGAUCAGGAUAAGGCCUGGGAGGACACUCGGGAGGAGCGGAUAGGCAGCUGGCGGGACUGGCAAAAGGGCCACAAGAAGGACGACGACAAGAAGAAGAAAAAGAAGAUGAAGGUCUUGGGAUGAUGAUGAUGAAGGUAUAAGGUGGCAUUACAACCUGCAGGCUACCUGCAGGCUACCCUGGUCAACUGGCGUUGGAAGGAUGUCUUUGGAGCGGUGGUAUCGGUCUCUCCUGGUGGAUUCAUUAUGUUGCAUUCUCAUUGUCAUUGUCGCCUGUUAUUUCUAUGCUAGUGAUUUAGCGACCUUCCAGCCCUAUAGCAGGAUCAAUAGCACAUCCGCUGUCAACACUGUGGUGUUGUCAUGCCCCGUGCGCACUUCACGAAAGCACAGACCAUUGGAGGUAGAUCGAGCACGCACCUCA